Hippocampus zosterae (dwarf seahorse) is the source of this 2821-nucleotide messenger RNA. Its product is annotated as probable carboxypeptidase X1. The transcript is spliced from 14 exons. Gene Ontology annotation, biological process: proteolysis. Lineage: Eukaryota; Metazoa; Chordata; Actinopteri; Syngnathiformes; Syngnathidae. Gene Ontology annotation, molecular function: metallocarboxypeptidase activity; zinc ion binding. Bases 726 to 2756 code for a protein of 676 amino acids. The record is from RefSeq and is a predicted model, not a curated record.
UCCAAAAUUGUCCUCAAGAAACCUAAAGUUGCCUCCAAAAGGCCAAAAAUUGCUCAGAAAUCCAAGGCCAGCCCGCCGGUUGCCAAGGAGACAGCGACACGUAUGUAUGCUGCAUUGUCACUGAACUCAAUCAGACAUCUUAUUCUGUGUUUGACAUGUGACAAGCGUGCAUGUAACUCGUGCUCUAUAGUGUGUAGGCUACUCACCGGUCACUGCAUGGGCAAAAGUAUCGGGACACCGAUGACCAUCAAUGUACGUAUCAAAACUGGAAUUGUUUCCUCCAUUACUUCAUAUUGGCCCUUUAUUAAUGUUUUGACAUUUAGAACGGUUUGUGAUAAUAACUCCGGGAACUGACCCGAUACUUUUGUCCAUAUGUUGAACUCUGUGAUGCUCUCUUCAUGCUUCGCUGAUAACACACAAAGUCUCCUCUGCAGUACCCAUCUUAGGGAAUCAUAAUCUAUUGUGGCGCUGUAUGAAUGGACUAUGCGGUCCAAAUAUUUCUGUGCUUAACUGUGUUUCAGCGCUACUUGCAGUCCCAGUCCAAAAUCUUGCAGGACUACAAGGUCACAUGGAGAAAGCUGGACAUUUCUAGAUCUCUGCUGUAGUGUUUGACACACAAAUUAACACUCUCACACUGGGAGAAGCUAAUCUUGACUCAGGAUAAGAAUACUCGAAAUAAAUACAGCAACUUGAAAUGAUCCACAAAGUCCACAACAUGCGCGAUCAUGUACUCCUCGAUCGCAGUUCCAUGCCAUCAUUUCAUGUUAACCACCACCGUGCACAAUAGACAGGAGUGUAAAGGCGUGUCUUCCAGCUGGUCCUCAUUGAGACAAUUCUUGUAUGUCAAUCAAACGGCGUGGGCGUCGUCUUUAGAAUGUCCUCCACUGGGUCUGGAGUCCCUCAAGGUGAAAGACACCCAGUUGAAGGCGUCGUCCUACAAGCGGCGGGGCUUGGGCCCCCACCGCGGGCGACUCAACAUUCAGUCGGGUAUCGAGGAUGGCGACAUCUAUGAUGGAGCCUGGUGCGCCCAUGAGCGCAACACAAAGCAGUGGCUAGAGGUGGACGCCCUAAGACUGACACGCUUCACCGGUGUCAUCCUGCAGGGACGCAAUUCCAUUUGGAGUUGGGACGUGGUUUACACGUAUAAGGUGCAGUUCAGUAACGACUCCCAGCUGUGGACAGCAUGCAUGAACGGGACUCAGGAGGCCGUUUUCCAAGGCAACCGUGACGCAGAGACGCCGGUGUUGGCCGUCUUCAACACGUCCACGGUGGCGCGCUACAUCCGGAUCAAUCCUCAGACGUGGUACCAGAACGGGACGCAGGGAAACAUUUGCCUCAGGGCUGAGGUGCUGGGAUGCACGUUGCCAGAUCCCAACGUGGCGUACCCAUGGCAAACGCAAGUCAACAGGGACACACUGGACUUCAGGCAUCACAACUACAAUGAGAUGAGGAAGUUGAUGAAGGCGGUGAAUGAGGCUUGCCCCAACAUCACCCGCGUGUACAGCAUCGGGAAGAGCUACAACGGGCUUCAGCUGCUCGUCAUGGAAAUCUCAGACAAUCCGGGAACACAUGAACUGGGGGAACCGGAGUUCCGCUACGUAGCAGGGAUGCACGGGAACGAGGUCUUGGGUCGCGAACUCCUUCUCAACCUGAUGCAGUUCAUGUGUCGCGAGUAUAAGCUCGGAAACCAGCGUGUCGUCCGCUUGGUCGAAGACACUCGCAUCCAUCUGCUGCCCUCCAUGAACCCUGACGGAUAUGAGAUGGCCUUCAAAAAGGGCUCGGAAUUGUCCGGGUGGACUCUGGGCCGGUACAGCUACGAAGGCAUCGACAUGAACCACAACUUUGCCGACCUCAACUCAGUCAUGUGGAACGCCUACGAAAUGGAGACCAACCGCUCCAAACUCAUCAACCAUUACUUCCCAGUCCCUGAGCAGUACAACUCGGAGGAUGCCUUUGUGGCAUCCGAGACCAGAGCCGUCAUCAGCUGGAUGCAAAAAAUCCCGUUUGUGCUCGGCGCCAACCUUCACGGUGGAGAGCUGGUGGUUACGUAUCCGUUUGACAUGACCCGCGACUGGGCGCCUCAAGAGCACACACCCACCCCGGACGAGAGCUUCUUCCGGUGGUUGGCCGUCGCCUAUGCCAGCACCAAUCAGGUGAUGUCCAACCCCGACCGGCGGCCUUGCCACAAUAAGGACUUCAUCCGCUACAACAACAUCAUCAACGGUGCUGCGUGGCACAACGUACCUGGAAGCAUGAACGACUUCAGCUACCUGCACACGAACUGCUUCGAGGUGACGGUGGAGUUGUCCUGCGACAAGUUCCCGCACGCCAGCGAGCUUCCCAUCGAGUGGGAGAACAACCGAGAGUCUCUGCUGGUCUACAUGGAGCAGGUGCACAGGGGCAUCAAAGGUGUUGUCCGGGACAAAGACACGGAGGCGGGAAUCUCUAACGCCAUCAUUCAAGUUGAAGACAUUGACCAUCACAUCCGAUCAGCCGCCGGUGGCGACUACUGGCGCCUGCUGAACCCCGGCGAGUACCGCGUCACGGCCAGCGCCGCCGGCUACCUGCCGUCCUCACGCACCUGCCAGGUCAUGUACGACUACUUCCCCACUGUCUGUGAUUUCUACCUGGUGAAGGAGCCCCGGCUGAGGCUCAAGGAGUCAAAGCUUGAAAAAGACGGCCAGCUCACAAGAGAACACCGCCUGCGCCGUCUGCGCAAGCUGAAGGUGGCUGACAGACGUGCCAAACCUAUGUGAGGGUGACCACUUCAUUAACGCUGGAUUUAAAAAACUGUUGCUGCAAAUAAAUCUUUCUUACAUAA